AUGGGUGAUUCGGAAUUUGUUUAUGGGUCAUCACUGUCCUUGGACUCCAUGAAAGUUAUCGCAGAAAGUAUUGGCAUUGGAGCCUUAGGUGAUGAUGCUGCAAAAGAGCUUGCCGAUGAUGUUACUUUCCGUUUAAAAGUCAUUGUUCAAGACAGUAUGAAGUUUAUGCAUCAUUCAAAAAGGCAAAAGCUCUCAAUAACCGAUAUUGAUAAUGCUUUAAAAAUCAAAAAUAUUGAGUGCCAGUAUGGUUUCAUCCAACCAGACUCACUACCAUUCAGAUUUGCUUCUGGUGGGGGCAGAGAACUGCAUUUUAUUGAAGAGAAAGAGGUUGAUCUAUCUGAAAUUUUAUCAGCUCCUCCCCCAAAAAUCCCACUGGAUGUAUCUGUGCGAGCACAUUGGUUAAGUGUAGAUGGUGUACAACCCACAGUCCCAGAAAACCCUCCACCAUUAUCUAAAGAAGCACAGAAACUGGAAUCUGUUGAUCCUAUAAGUAAAUUAAGCAAGCCUACUAAUAAAGAUGCUGCAGGUAAGCCUAUGUGUGGCAAAGCAGCUCGUUUAAAAGCAUCAGAAUCAGUUCAUGUGAAACAGCUUGCAACUCAUGAAUUGAGUGUGGAACAACAAUUAUACUAUAAAGAAAUUACUGAAGCUUGUGUUGGUAGCGAUGAGGGUCGACGUGCAGAAGCUUUACAAUCCUUGUCCUGUGAUCCAGGUUUGCAUGAAAUGUUGCCACGAAUGUGCACAUUCAUCUCUGAAGGCGUCAAAGUCAAUGUGGUUCAAAAUAAUCUUGCCCUGCUUAUUUAUUUGAUGAGAAUGGUUAAAGCGUUGCUUGACAAUCAGUCAUUAUAUUUGGAGAAAUAUUUGCAUGAAUUGAUCCCAUCCGUAUCUACGUGCAUAGUUUCGCGACAAUUGUGCUUGCGUCCCGAAAUGGAUAAUCACUGGGCUCUUCGUGAUUUCGCUGCCCGGCUCAUGGCGCAAAUAUGCAAAACUUUCAACACAUCAACAAAUAAUCUUCAAACAAGAGUAACGAGGUUAUUCGCUAAAGCUCUGCAGUGUCCUUCUCAGACUAAUAAUGAAUCAGGGGUAGGUCCAUCCAUGGUUACAACAAUGAAAGAAUCUGAGAAAACGCCCCUUGCUUCUCUGUAUGGCGCUGUCCAAGGAUUAGCAGAAUUGGGACCUGAGGUGGUUAAGGUGUUCAUCUUACCACGUGUACGGUGGUUGGGCGAGAGAGUGGAGGGCGCUCUGAGCGGCCUGGGCGGCGCGGACAGACUCGCUGCUGGAAAUCUCAAACACCAAUUGCUAAAAGUACUUGCACCUGUUGUACGACAGCUGCGACAACCACCCGAUUUGUCGGAUGAUUACAAACGUGACUACGGGUACUUGGGACCAAGUUUGCAUCAAGCUGUGGCUAAAAUCCGAUCGUCACCGUCGGCUGGAGGUAGUGGUGGUGCAGUCGCGGUGGUUACUUGCACCCCACCACUCGUGCCAUCAGCACCUUCUCCGCAGCAGUCGCAUAUCACACACACACCGAAGACUGUGGAAACGGUGGCCAGUCGUAACGUUGUGAUCAGUGCAUCACCCGCGCCUCAGUCACCUGCUCCGUCAACACCUCCACCGCAGAAGUUCGUGAUAGUCUCGCAGCAGAAACCUCCUCAGGUUAUUAACACGCAGCCUGCAAGCGGCGCAGGUCACAUAAUGGUCCACAGCUCGCAGCCAACACUCGUCCGUAGUCAAAAUUCGGUGGUGGUGACGUCCGGCCCAGCCAGCGGAGCAGCGCCCCCCCAGAAGGUUGUGGUAGUGGGUGUGCAGCCAUCGCAUCACCAAGCAUCCAUCUCGGCACCUGGACAGGUCAGCCAGGCCCCGGUGUCGGUGGUGGCCAAGCCCGUGUUCGCUCGCGGGAGCGGCGGGCCACAGGCGCCCCCGGAGCUGGACGACCUGUCCCACCUCGCCUGA
Messenger RNA from Arctia plantaginis, 1950 nucleotides. NCBI's taxonomy places the organism in Eukaryota, Metazoa, Arthropoda, Insecta, Lepidoptera, Erebidae. The record is from the annotation of a GenBank genome assembly.